Molecule: messenger RNA, 1817 nt
Organism: Caenorhabditis sp. 36 PRJEB53466
Lineage: Eukaryota; Metazoa; Nematoda; Chromadorea; Rhabditida; Rhabditidae
Source: the annotation of a GenBank genome assembly
AUGUCUACCUUGGUCAACGCCCUGGGCUUCUUUACCUCUUCAACUCCGGCUGCUGCCGCCACGAAGGAUGUCCGCAGCAAAGAAGAGAUUCUCAAGAAGAGGAAGGACACCAUCGGGUGAGUGUUCUUCAGAGUUAUUGGGAAGAUUUGGUCCGAAUGGAACGUCCACCCUUAUCGCUCACAUUCCGACGUCUUAUCAAUUGAACUAAACGACCUCUUCCAGCUCCAAAUGCCAAAUAUUCUACUCGGAUGAUCCGUUCAUGGUCUCCCGUGCUUCCAUGCAAUAUCUCUACGACGAGAAAGGCAACAAGUUCCUGGACUGUAUCAGCAACGUCCAACAUGGUAUCCUCUCCCUUUAGGUCGGGAGACCCGCUCACCCAAUUCUUCCAGUUGGCCAUUGCCAUCCGAAAGUUGUGGAUGCCAUUUCUAAGCAACUGGCGACCUCCACCUGCAACGUGAGAUUCGUCUCGACUCAGUUGACGGACUGCGCCGAGCAGAUUCUCGCCACGUUGCCAGGUCUCGACACGGUGCUCUUCUGCAAUUCUGGGUAAGCGAUAGACUUCAGAAAGAUACGGUUACUAUUGAUAAGAUAAGAUAAGGAAUUAAAUUGCGGGUUUUGUUGCAAAAUGUGAAAUAAAAUACAGCCUUCAAAAGUGUUGAUUUCAGAUCGGAAGCGAACGACCUCGCACUCCGUCUCGCCAGGGACUACACCAAGCACAAGGACGCCAUUGUCAUCGAACAGUGAGUGAUCUCCGAUGCCAUCUCGCAUGGAACAAAAUGAUAUUUCAGUGCGUACCAUGGACAUGUCACCACCACAAUGGAGCUGUCCCCCUACAAAUUCGACCACGGAUCAACGGUCUCUCAGCCGGAAUGGGUGCACGUGGCCCCGUGCCCGGACGUCUUCCGUGGAAAACACAGGCUUACCGAGACGGAUUUGACCGACGAGGAGAAGCUGUACGCGGCCGGAAAGCAGUAUUCGGAUGACGUGAAAGCCAUUCUGGAUGACGUGGAAUCUCGCGAACGGGGAGUCGCUGCCUACUUCGCAGAAGCGCUCCAAUCCUGCGGAGGUCAGGUCAUUCCGCCGAAGGAUUACUUCAAGGAUGUGGCGAGCCACGUGAGGAAACACGGAGGACUGAUGGUCAUCGACGAGGUGCAGACUGGGUUCGGACGCAUCGGAAGAAAGUACUGGGCCCAUCAGUUGUACGACGACGGAUUCAUUCCGGACAUUGUGACGAUGGGAAAACCGAUGGGAAACGGAUUCCCGGUGUCUGCAGUGGCUACCAGAAAGGAGAUUGCUGAUGCUCUCGGAGGAGAAGUCGGAUACUUCAACACGGUAAGCGUCUUCCCAGAAGUUUUGAGUACGAUCAUUUCUUGUUAAGUACGGAGGAAACCCAGUGGCUUGUGCUGCCGUUAUCUCGGUGAUGAAAGUGGUGAAAGAGGAGAAUCUUCUGGAGCACAGCCAGGAAAUGGGAGAGAAACUCGAGGUGGCACUCAGAGAGCUGCAGACGAAACACGAGUGCAUUGGAGAUAUCAGGUAUUCAGAAGAACUCAGAGACAGCUCAUACGUUUUCCAUUUCCAGAGGAGUCGGUCUCUUCUGGGGAAUCGAUCUGGUGAAGGACCGAGAGAGCCGCGAGCCCGAUCAACAACUGGCUCUCGCCACGAUUCUCGCUCUCCGAAAGAGCUUCGGAAUCCUCCUGAACGCCGACGGACCGUACACGAACAUUCUGAAGAUCAAGCCGCCACUCUGCUUCAACGCCGACAACAUUCUGGAGACGGUGACGGCGCUCGACCAGGUCCUCACUCUCAUGAACCGAUGA